Amaranthus tricolor (Joseph's coat) is the source of this 2235-nucleotide messenger RNA. Its product is annotated as coiled-coil domain-containing protein SCD2-like. Gene Ontology annotation, biological process: cytokinesis by cell plate formation. NCBI's taxonomy places the organism in Eukaryota, Viridiplantae, Streptophyta, Magnoliopsida, Caryophyllales, Amaranthaceae. The record is from RefSeq and is a predicted model, not a curated record. Bases 289 to 1974 code for a protein of 561 amino acids. The transcript has 17 exons.
UGGUUGAAAUCCACGUCACGUGCAAUCGCAGCACACCAAGCUUGUAUUCAUCUUCGUCGGCCAAAAUCUCUCAAUUUCAGACAUCUACGGUUUCUAUUUUGUCAACCGUUCCGAAAUUCUCUCCGUCAGCCAUUGUUCUUCUUCUCCGACCUCCAUUUUCUCUCUCCUCUCCCUUGAUUCUACAGAAAACCAACGGAUCUUUCUCUAUUCUCUUCAGUCCAACACAAAACCCUAAAUCUUCGGAGUAUAGUUGAAAUCAAAUUCAAUUUUGAUCAUAGAAAGGAAGAGAUGGAUAGAAGAAGAGCAUUAAGUCCAGUAUAUACAAGGCAAUGGAGUAGCAAUUCCACUAAUUCAAGCAGUAAUGAUUCUAUUUCACCUUCUAUGUCACCAGCUCACCCUAGUUCUCGGCUCGGCUCCGGCUACUCAACAGUUAAGCGUACUCAAAAUGUUGCAGCUAAAGCCGCUGCUCGCCGUUUGGCUCAGGUUAUGGCUACUCAAACUGCUACGCUUGACGAUGAUGAUAAUGAUGACAAUGAUGUUGAUCUUGGAUUUCGAUUUGGUCCUCCUCCUUCUCUUGUUCCUCCUUCAAAGACUUUUGCUAAUGGGUUUCAAUCUAAUCUCCCUGCUGCUCGUUCUACUAAUCGUGCUCCCUCUCCUGCUUUAGGUAGGAACUACGUAGAUCACAACGCACAUUCUGUACGCUCAACAUCAGCUGGAAGACCGACUACAUUUCGACAAGCUACUGCAGUGCCGCAACCUACUAGGGCGGUGUUGAAAACCCCUGCUGCAAUCUCACAUGUAGAGCUUCCCACUUCAAAAGCUAGAGAUAGAAGGUUUCCAGAUUUAGGUCCCAGCUUGGAAGAUUCAAGUAAUGGGCCAGAGGAUGCUGCCCUUCUUGAUGAACUGGAUGUGCUACAACAAGAGAAUGAGAAUGUCCUUGAACAGUUUCGAGAAGCCGAGAGAAAACGUGAAGAGGCAGAGGCCAGGGCUAAAGAACUUGAAAGACAGGUUGCAUCUAUGGGAGAAGGUUUAUCUUUGGAAGCUAAAUUGUUGAGCAGGAAGGAAGCAGCAUUACGUCAAAGGGAGGCUGCACUCGCAGCUGCAAAACAACGUAGGGAAGGUAAAGAGGAAAUGGAGACCCUACAUUCAGAAAUUGAGAACCUAAGGAUGGAGGCUGCAGCAACUAUGGAGAAACUUGAAGAGGCUGAGUCUGAGGCACAGGCUAUGCGCACUAUGACUAAAAGAAUGGUUUUGACUCAGGAAGAAAUGGAGGAAGUAGUUCUUAAGAGGUGCUGGCUUGCCCGCUAUUGGGGCUUGGCUAUACAGUACGGUAUUUGUGCAGACAUAGCAGGGCCCAAGUAUGAACAUUGGUCUAGAUUUGCUCCUCUUCCAUUUGAAAUUGUCAUAUCUGCAGGGCAAAAAGCAAAGGAGGAUUAUUUGAGCAAAGAUGAUAAAUCGAGUAAAAGCAAGUCUGGUCGGGAGCCCAGUGAUCUUACCGGGGAGGGAAACAUUGAAACUAUGCUUUCUGUGGAGAUGGGCUUAAGGGAGAUGGCCUCCUUAAAGAUUGAGGAUGCAGUUGCUCUGUCAAUGGCACAAAAGAGGCGCCCAAAUUUUGUCCGAGAUUUCAAAGUGGCGGGUGAUCCCAAGUUUAUGGAGUCAUGUGAAUUGAGUCAAGAGGAGUUGGAUGAUGUUCUUUUCAAAGAGGCUUGGCUUACAUAUUUUUGGAAAAGAGCAAGAGAUCAUCGGGUUGAGGAGGACAUUGCUGAAGAAAGACUUCAAUUGUGGACCAGUCGAAGUGGGCAAACUUCAACAUUGCAGGAUGCAGUUGAUGUUGAACGUGCUGUGAUUGAGUUGCGGAAACUUGGACUAGAGCAGCAACUAUGGGAAACAUCUCGCAAAGAGAUUGAAUACCAUUCCCCGUCUGAGGAGAAUGCAAACCGCAAACAAGAUGUCGAAUCGGAGAAUUCUACAUGAUGAACUUUCGGGUAGUAUAGUGUGUUUUUCGCUAAAAUAUAAUACCUGGUGUUUUUGUUCGGUUAACCGAGUUUAUACCAUUGAGAAUCAAAUGUAGAAAGGUUUCCGGUUGGGGGUGUUAUGUAUGCUGUUAGUCUCUCGAUAUACAAAAACUAAAGAAUUCUUGUAAAGUCGGCGUGUAAUUAAGUUGCUUGUAUAAAAGCUAGAAGACACAGAAAGUUUUGAAGUCAAUAGAAAUUGUUACGAGUACUUCGUAUCGCA